Fusarium verticillioides 7600 is the source of this 1329-nucleotide messenger RNA. RefSeq lists its product as hypothetical. The transcript has 8 exons. Bases 1 to 1329 code for a protein of 442 amino acids. Lineage: Eukaryota; Fungi; Ascomycota; Sordariomycetes; Hypocreales; Nectriaceae. The record is from RefSeq and is a predicted model, not a curated record.
AUGAAGCUCCUUGGUUCGCUGGCACUAGUGCUGGCUUUAUUUCAGCUUGGUGUAUCGGCCGCCGCGGCGCCCGAAGAGCCUCCAACUUGUGGUGCUCUCUGCAUUGAAGAGUUGGCGAUCAAGUCGCCUUGUGGUCUGAACACGACAUGCAUCUGUACAAACGCUGAGCUUAAUGAGAAGAUCACGCUUUGCGUUGCGGCGAAUUGCACGGUGAGAGAGAGUUUGUUAACUCAGAGCUACUCCAAGCAUACCUGCAACGCGCCGUCUCGCGAUCGCACAACGCUGGUAUGGGUCAUCGGUAUCGUCUUCCUUAUUCUCGGCCUCAUCGGCUUUGGCCUGCGGGUAAUGGCCAGAGUGUUUGCCGCGAAGCAAACAUGGGGAGCCGACGAUUGGGUCAUGCUGCUUGCAGUGGCUAUGAUGAUACCGCUCAAUGCUUUGUCUGUGCAGAUCUCACGGGUCGGAUUGGGUAAAGAUAUAUGGAACGUUCAACCAGACGACAUCACUGAUUUUCUUUACCUGUUCUACUGGGACGAACUUCUCUAUCUCGGAGCCCUGCCCAUCACAAAGAUUUCCAUCCUGCUUUUCUAUCUGAAGGUAUUCCCUGGCAAACAUAUUCGACUGGCAUGCUGGAUCUUCAUCGGCCUCAAUGUCGCAUACUUCAUCACCUUUGAGCUCAUUUCCAUCUUCCAAUGCAGACCAAUUGACGGCGCUUGGAGAGCCUGGGACAAGGAGUACAAGGCCAAGUGCAACAACAUCAACCUCCAGGGCUGGUUUGCAGCCAUUUUGAACAUCAUUCUCGAUGUUGGCACGAUGGUUAUCCCGCUGAAGGAGCUUUACGGGCUGUCGAUGUCGCUGAGGAAGAAAAUUCAACUCAUGCUCAUGUUUAGCGUCGGUAUCUUCGUCACGAUUGUCAGCGCAGUCCGUCUUCAAUCUCUAGCAAGCUACGCAACAACCAGCAACGUAACCCAGGACUAUGUCGAAAUCGGAUACUGGAGCACAAUUGAAGUCCCCGUCGGCAUAAUCUGCGCCUGCAUGCCCGCCAUCCGCGCCCUCUUUGGCAUCGUCUUCCCCAAGGUCUUCGCGUCCACGAACCGCAGCAAGAACAGCUACGCCAACAUCUCCAAGGAGUCAAAGCAGCCAACUGGCGACAGAAAGGGCAGCGCCACGCCGCAAAUCACCAUCGACACGGAGAUCUCGACAAGGUACUCGCGGCACCACGAUGACUCGUCGGUAAUUGAACUUACGCAGAUGGGAGGGGACCAGCAGCAGGGCCACGAGGAGACUGCGUGGACGGAUAGGAGGCCGGCUGUUCCGUGUGAGCCUGUAUGA